AUGAUGGAUGACACAACCAUUCCAGUGUCCCCAUCAUUCUUUGCCACGAUUGCUGCUGCACUACGAAUUGAUGCUACCAAUGUUGAGCACUCAAUGGAUUCUAGAUCGGAACUUGACUCCCACGCCAAUAUGAUUGUUGUUGGAUCUAAUUGUUUUGUUCUGAGUGACACUGGGCGGACUGCUUCUGUCAAUCCCUACAAUCCUGAAUAUGCUGCAAAGAGUAUCCCAAUCGUUGAUGCUGCCCUACUCUACGAGGAUCAAGUCACUGGGCAGGAAUAUAUACUUGUGGUCCGAAAUGCACUACAUGUCCCUUCUAUGACCCACAACCUGAUUCUUCCAUUUAUUCUGCGAGAAAAAGGAAUUCAAGUGAACGAUACGCCAAAGAUCCAUUUGGCCGAUCCCUCUUCUGAUGAUCAUGCAAUCAAGUUUGACGAGCAUCUACGCAUCCCAAUGAAGCUGCAUGGUACCUUCUCUUAUUUUGUCACAAGAAAACCUACAGUUGAACAGUUAAAUGAUGCUGAUCCUAAUCACGUCUACAUGAUGACACCAGAGGAGUUUGAUCCGCACAAGUCUUCCUAUGCGCAGACUGAAGAUCAUCUUAUCAAUUAUGAUGGUGAAGUUGCCGAUGCUCGGAACUGUUCCAAGCUUUUGAUUUCAGAUAUUGAAGAUGAUCCCAUGAUGACUGUGUGUGCAAUGUGGACUAUGAGAUUGGAAGAACAGACCCUUGUUGAUGAGUCCGUUCUAGAGGAGGAUGAUGCUGAUGAAGGCCUUUUGGGACAACCUUUCAAUGUCGACCUUGCCUCUAUCUCAAGUAUUCUAUGUGAGCGCACAUUGAGUCACCGUCUCUCCACUCGCCGUGAAGUUUUGUCUAUGAUGACGUCAUUGGGAUCAACACACGCCCAUGAAGAUGACACUGAUUUUCUGUUUGAGGACAUGGACAGUGAACUGGACUUUGAAGAGAUGUUGAGUGGAGAUGAUUUAU
Cylindrotheca closterium is the source of this 982-nucleotide messenger RNA. The record is from the annotation of a GenBank genome assembly. Lineage: Eukaryota; Bacillariophyta; Bacillariophyceae; Bacillariales; Bacillariaceae.